Messenger RNA from Orycteropus afer afer, 1119 nucleotides. It is a transcript of the gene CLUL1, whose product is annotated as clusterin like 1. The record is from RefSeq and is a predicted model, not a curated record. Lineage: Eukaryota; Metazoa; Chordata; Mammalia; Tubulidentata; Orycteropodidae.
ACACUGAUUGAAAUCAGAUCAGAAAAAACUGCAGGCCCUUCCAGAAGCUCUCAGCAACUUCACUGGGGAAAUAUUGCAAAUAACAGUGGGAACAUGAAGCCGCCACUCUUGGUGUUUAUUGUGCAUCUGCUGUGGUUGAAAGACUGUCACUGUGCACCUACUUGGAAGGACGAAACUGCUAUCAGUGGAAACCUGAAGAGUUUUUCUGAGUCUGGAGAGACGGAGGAAGAUGAAGAGGUGAAGACGGCUUUGAUUGGGAUUAAGCAGAUGAAAAUCAUGAUGGAAAGACGAGAGGAAGAACAUACUAAUCUAAUGAAAACCCUGAAGAAAUGCAGAGCAGAAAAGCAGGAGGCUUUGAAACUUAUGAAUGAAGUUCAAGAACAUCUGGAAGAGGAAGAGAGGCUAUGUCAGGUGUCUUUAACAGAUUCAUGGGAUGAAUGCAAGUCUUGCCUGGAAAGCAACUGCAUGAGAUACUAUACAACCUGCCAACCUAGUUGGUCCUCCAUAAAAAGUAUGAUUGAACAGGUUUUCACGAUGAUAUAUCAGUUUUUGUUUCCUUUCCGUGAAGAUAAUGAAAACCCCCACCAUGGAGACCUGAUGUCAAAGAUCUUACCUGUGCCCAACAGUGGGCUGUGUGCACACCUGGGCCAGAAUUUGUCAAGAUGUUUGAAAUUUCAUGAAAGAUGUCAAAAAUGUCAGGAUUAUCUAUGGGAAGAUUGUCCUAAUGUACCUCAACUGCAUACAGAAUUAGAUGAAGCCUUUAAAUUGGUCAACAUAUCCAAUCAGCAAUAUGCCCAGAUUCUCCAGAUGACACAGGAUCACUUGGAAGGCACCACGUAUCUAAUGGAGAACAUGAGAGAGCAAUUUGGCUGGGUGUCUGAACUGACAAACUGGAACCUGGGAACUGAGAACAUCUUUAAUCCAAUAAAGGUAGUUCCAAGUGUCCGUGAAGAAAAAUCUUCCAAACAAGAUGAAACAAGAGUAGAUUUAAGCAUUCUGCCUUCCUCUAAUUUCACAAUCAAGAUUCCUCUUGAAGAAAGUACUGAGAGUUCUAAUUUAAUUGGCUAUGUGGUGGCGAAAGCACUACAGCAUUUUAAGGAACAUUUUAAAACUUGGUAA